GCUUUCCAUCCACACACUGAUUAUGAGUCAGUUGCCAGACAUAAGCGGAACAAUAACAGUUGGUGGUGACUUUGUAUCCGAAAGCUCCCUUGAAAAGGCAAGUUCGAGUCCUCGGCGCAUCGAGGAGGCUGCGUCGGAGGAUCCGAGGGGGCUCGACGCGCUCCACUUUUAAUCAGAUUAGGAGCCUUUAAAGGGUUCGGUCCUGUGGGUUUUUUCCCCCUACAGUAGCGGCGCAGGAGGGGCUAAAUCCAAAAGCAGCAAUUCAGAUCAGAUUUCACCUAAACCAGCUGGGAGAGACACCGGGAGAGAGAGAGAGAGAGAGAGAGAGAGCGUUUGUCAAUCUCCCUCCUCCCAAAUCCAGAAAAGCUCGCCAAGGAAAAAGAAGGAGUGUCGGGGCUGACAGAGACGCGGAGGAAUUUCCGAGGAUAUUUUUUUCUUCUUCUUCUUCUUCUUCUUUCGCCCUCCCUCUUGAUCCAUCAAAAUUGAAAAGUUGGAGGCGAAGCAGCAGGCGCCGUGGUCAAUGAUGGACGAGCAGCCGCGGUUGAUGCACUCCCACGGGGUGGGCAUGGCCGGACACCCCGGCCUGGCGCAGCACAUGCAGGAUGGCACGGCGGGGACGGACGGAGAGGGACGAAAGCAGGACAUCGGAGACAUAUUACAGCAAAUAAUGACCAUCACAGACCAAAGCUUAGACGAAGCACAGGCGAGGAAACAUGCACUGAACUGCCACAGAAUGAAACCUGCUCUCUUCAACGUCUUGUGUGAAAUAAAAGAGAAAACAGUGCUCAGUAUCCGAGGCGCCCAGGAGGAGGAGCCCCCGGACCCUCAGCUGAUGCGACUAGACAACAUGCUGCUGGCGGAGGGCGUGGCCGGGCCCGAGAAAGGCGGCGGGUCGGCAGCUGCGGCGGCCGCGGCGGCGGCCACUGGCGGCAUCGGCGCCGACAACUCAGUAGAGCACACCGACUACCGGGCCAAGCUGUCUCAGAUCCGACAAAUUUACCACACAGAGCUGGAGAAGUACGAGCAGUUGGACAUCGUCCCGACUGGUGGUGGAUAUGGACAGAGGCAAAACUUUAAAAAAAAUGCGUGCAAUGAGUUCACCACCCAUGUGAUGAACCUGCUGAGGGAGCAGUCUCGCACACGACCCAUCUCGCCCAAAGAGAUUGAGCGCAUGGUCAGCAUCAUCCACCGCAAGUUCAGCUCCAUCCAGAUGCAGCUGAAACAGAGCACCUGCGAGGCCGUCAUGAUCCUGCGCUCACGCUUCCUCGACGCCAGGCGAAAGAGGAGGAACUUCAACAAACAGGCGACAGAGAUCCUGAACGAGUACUUUUACUCCCACCUCAGUAACCCCUAUCCCAGCGAGGAGGCCAAAGAAGAGCUGGCUAAGAAAUGCAGCAUCACAGUGUCACAGGUAUCAAACUGGUUUGGAAACAAGAGAAUCCGGUACAAGAAAAACAUCGGCAAGUUCCAAGAAGAAGCCAACAUGUACGCGGCGAGGACCGCGGUCAGCGCGACCAGUGUGUCCGCUCACGGCAGCCAGGCCAACUCCCCGUCGACUCCCAAUUCAGCAGGUUCUGCCGGCUCUUUUAACAUGUCAAACUCCGGAGACUUGUUCAUGAGUGUGCAGUCCCUCAAUGGGGACUCGUACCAAGGGGGGCAGGUUGGGGCCAACAUACAAUCCCAGGUGGAUACCCUUCGCCAUGUUAUCAGCCAGACCGGAGGAUACAGUGACAGCCUCGCAGCCAGCCAGAUGUACAGUCCACAGGGCAUCAACACAAACGGCGGCUGGCAAGAUGCUCCGACUCCUUCGUCAGUGACAUCGCCCACAGAAGGACCGGGAAGCGUUCAUUCGGAUACUUCCAACUGAAUCUAUCCAUCUCUCCAAUCGCAUCUACAAACACCAUGGACUGACCUUGCUAUUUACAGUAUUAAACAAAGGGAUUCAAUGCCCCACAGUUUGAAGAGGUGCUGUGAAUCCCUAACCAGAAAAAAAAAAAGAAAAGUAAUAUUUCCUCUGCUUAUAACGUUGGACAUUUGCGAUACAAUUAAAAUCCAAACAAUAUCAAUGGAGACGUUUGUACAGAUUUCACAUUAUAUUCAGAGGGCUGGGGUUACUCAUUCACUCGUAAUGUUUUCACUCAUAAUGAUGAAAUGAUAUGAUAGAGUAAAUGAAUCGUAUCAUUGGUUUUAGGUGAAAAUAUGUCAUUCUACCUCUCAGCCACUAAAAAAAGUAGAAAAAUAUGUCAGUGACCAUUAUUUGUUUUGUAAAAAUGAAACUUUUGUCUUUGCAAGCAAGAGGCACAUCUUCUUACUUACAUUUUGUUGUCUCUCACUUGUUCUAUGGUACGCCAUUUAGACCUAAAUAUUGCUCAGUUGUUUACAAUGUGUGCUUGUCCAUCUUCCCCUCUUGUCUCCGACGAGUCAAAACUGAGUCCUGUCAGGAGAUUUUACCUCUAAGGUAACCCUGUGAAGUAUGUUAUCUGUAAAACAAUAAAUAAAUACUUGUCAUCACAUCGGACAAGCUGGACAUCAUUCAUUAAGAUGGAGGAUAUACAACUUAAAAGCAAACUAUAUUUUCUAACUCUGUUGGUUGUGGUUCUGCAGCAUAUUGGUAGAGUUACAGUGACAGAAUGGCAGGAUUCACUGAUGCAGUCAGAGAAGAAAACAGGAAUUUUUGCUCUAUGCUGGACAAUGAGAAAACUUUCUUUAAUUUACUUGAAUGCGUCAUGAUAUUUCUUAAUAUUUUCCACCUCCAUCACCACAGAAGAAAGGUUUGUGACGAUGCCAAAAUGCUGAUUUAACCAAAACAAACAAAAAAAGUCAUUAAGUGGUAGUCAGUUGUAAUGUAUCCCUUCAUCAUAAUUUGUUCUUCUCAUUUAAAUGCCCGUGUUCUGUCAUUCAGCUCUGGUGCUACAAUCAAAUGAAUGACACUGUUCCAUCAAAUGAAAUACGAGAAGAAAUAUCACGUUCUACGGAAGGGAAAGUUUGUCAAGAGCGUCUGUAACUGAGUUUGUUUUUCAGUACAUGAACCACAAUCCACUUAAACAGGGAAGUCAUUAUGUUAAUAGAGUUUUAUGGUGGAGGCUUUCUCCUGAACCUACAGCACAGAUCCAGAAAUGCUUCAGAAUGUAGCCACUGAUCAUCGCCAUGAAACACGCAUCUGGAUGUACCUGAACUGCUGCUCGGCUCCAACAAGCACACACGGGUGUAAAGAUAAUGACGCUUAUGUUCCUCAUUUUAAUGAAUGAUAUCCUCUUCUGGUCGUUUAAAUAAGUAUUACACAAUGGAGUCGAUAGUAUUCUGCUGGUACUGCUUUAGUAACUCUAGAAUUGACCACAAAAAAAUGUAAACAUUUGAUUUCCUGCUUGUCUCCGUACUUUGAUACAGAUUUUUCCUUUCAGUAUAAAACAUUUCUGAACAUUGUAAAUGUUACCCAUCAAGCACUAAAGAAGGGACAAGUCCGAUAAUGUGUUUUCUGAGCAGUCUAACAUUGUUUAUAGACACUUUUUAUGUUGUGUGGCUUCUUUGUAUUUGCUUUUGUUUUUUAUGGUAUGCUUAAUGUAGGGUACUAACUCUUUUUUUUUGCUUACCCACUCUGGUGGAUUGGCUCAUGAACUUUGCCAGAUGUGUUUAUGUGCACCAUUGUGCUUGACUUGCUUUGUUGGAAAGGGUUUUCAACACAUUAAAAAUGAUAUGUAA
Molecule: messenger RNA, 3699 nt
Organism: Pungitius pungitius (ninespine stickleback)
Lineage: Eukaryota; Metazoa; Chordata; Actinopteri; Perciformes; Gasterosteidae
Gene: pbx1a
Product: pre-B-cell leukemia homeobox 1a
Exons: 10
Coding region: 521-1867 (448 amino acids)
Biological process (GO): animal organ morphogenesis; regulation of transcription by RNA polymerase II; brain development
Cellular component (GO): nucleus
Molecular function (GO): RNA polymerase II cis-regulatory region sequence-specific DNA binding; DNA-binding transcription factor activity, RNA polymerase II-specific
Source: RefSeq, a predicted model, not a curated record